This is a messenger RNA of Linum tenue, 4269 nucleotides long. The record is from the annotation of a GenBank genome assembly. Lineage: Eukaryota; Viridiplantae; Streptophyta; Magnoliopsida; Malpighiales; Linaceae.
AUGGCAAAGCGCUUGUUGGACUCUCCUCCAAGCUUCAUGUGGUGGGCACGGGAUGAUAUCGAACUCACCGAACCAAAUUCAACAAGGCCUUCAUUCAUGAGCGAAGAUAUCUCAGUAGUUAGCGACACCGUGAUGAUCACGCUGCCAACCGGAGGCACCACGACACCUCUCACUCCAACUACGACAAAUGGGCCACCGAUGACGCUGUUCUCAGGUGGGGCAUCGCCGGAUAUCCGCCACAAGAUAGAAAAUGCAUCCCCUACAACAGCAAGACAUGUGGCUAUGAGGAUGUAUCAGAGCAUGAAAAAACACGGACUGAGAGAAGAGGCCACCAGGGUGGUUGCUCAGGAUGACGAGGAGUAUUCGACGGAGUUGGGAAGAAAGAGUGAGAGUCAGGAGCUGCUUGGGAUGGAGUACAUGUUAAGGGACGGUUUCGUAAAUUAUCUACGAGAUAUGGUCAAAAUCACUCCUCCAAUACCCCAACAGGUCCCAGACUGGAAAACUCACCUGCGAGAUUUUGUUUCAGGGAGUGGAAAGAGCACUCUCCUUGAAGUGCUAGCAGGGAGAGCCAUAGUGUCCAAGAAUGUUAAUGUGCAGGGAGCAGUCACAUAUAACGACAAGCAUGCCUCCCAGAUUUGUCUCAGCAGACUGAUUGCUUACAUAAGCGGCCAGCCAAACCAGCACAUUCCGUUUCUUACAGUUCGUGAGACACUCGAGUUCGCAAGGGAUUGCACUCAGGGUCUUCGGCCAGAAAACUUCACUCCUCAGAUGAGGAAAUUCUUCGCACAUGCACUGGUGGAGGGGCAAGAUCCAUUCCUGGAGUAUGUGUUGGAGAUUUUGAGGUUGAAGGAUUUAGAGCACAAACUUACAGGAGAGGCCUCUGACAGUGAUCGCCAGAAGCUGACAACAGCUGAGUUGGCUCUCGGAACAUAUUCUGUCAUGCUAUAUGAUCAGCCGAUUUCUGGGUCUGAUCUGGCUGCUACAUACAGGCUGGUCGACACUAUAAGAACCGUUAGCAGGAUUCAGCAAUCAUCUGCAGUCAUGGCUCUGACUCAACUAUCACAAGAUGUGUUUGAUCUGUUUGACAGAGUACUAUUGCUCCGUGAAGGACAAGUUCUGUUCCAAGGACCUCGUCAGGAUGCCAUCCCUUACUUUACCAAACUCGGGUAUGCCAAACCGUCACAUGUAGAUUGCUACGAGUUCCUGGAAGAUAUUGCAGCAGGGAAUGGUUCACAAUACGUGCCACCAGGAGCAUCACCCUAUACACUAGAGGAUCUUGUGGACUGUUACAGGGCUUCAGAUCACUAUAAGGAUAUCAUGAGAAUAAUAGCCUCAAAAGAUGUCAAGCAAACAUACUGGCUAGAAAGCGAACCAGGGCUUGGAUUAUCCCUCAAAAGACCAGCCAAGUACCAAUCCUCAACUGACAGAGCACCAAGACGAGAAACAGAACUGGUAGUUACCAAGCUCUCUAAGAAAGUAGGACAUUCAGGGGGUAUCAGGAGUACAGGAAGAGUGCAAGUUGGGGAUGUGGUAACCGCAAUAUCACUGAAUAAAGAAGAAAUGAUUUAUCUAUCAGUUGGACACCAGAAGGUUCAGAAAGACCGCACCAUACAUGUACACUCCAUACUGAAGCAGACAAGACCCCGCAUUCGUCUCCAAGUUGAGCGCGAAAAAGAAGAGGCACUAGUAUAUGCUGUUUGUCUCUAUUUUCAAGCUGGCCUAUCCCUGGCAGGAAAUGGAGUGCCACUCUUCACAUAUUUAGCCCUUUUGUUCUUGGUAGCUUUCUUCGGAUCAUCAUUGUUCUUCUUCCUGAGUGCUCUAUCUUCGAUUCCAGAAGUAGGGAACGCUUUGGCAGGUCUACUAGUCUCAACCUUCCUACUUUUCAGCGGCUUUGUGAUCUAUCCAUCAAAGAUCCCAACCUACUGGAAAUGGCUUGUCCAUGUGAACCCAAUUCACUGGGCCAAUGUUUCAUUCUGCCGACUUCAGUUUCUCGAGGGCUACACAGAUCCGUGUUCUGAUUACCUAGGUCAUCUACCCUACUGUGAUCAGUUCCCAAGAAUGACAGUUGGAAAAGCAUACCUGAAAUUCUAUGAACUAUCUGGAGAUACUGGGAGACCCUGGCUGCCAUAUACCAUUCUAUUGGGAUGGAUAGCCAUGGUCAAUUUCUUAGCACUGCUGGGGCUAAAGAAGAUAGAAUUCAGAGGAAUAAGCCAGUCAUUGCCCCAUCUCAGAAGAAAUGCACGAGUCAUCAGCAAAUAUGCAGAAGACAAGCAAGAAGAAUAUGGGACAGACACCAGUCAUAGUGAGAACUCUACUGACAUCAGUACUUCCAUGCAUGCUUCGUAUAGCUACAGGACAGAAGUAAGUGACGAGGUAAAUGACAUAUCCAAGGAGGAAGUUCUAGUUGACGUACGAGGAAACAUGCUUGACAUACCUGUCAAGAGAGUUACACUUCUGUUUGAAGGCCUGACCUUCACAAGGCAUAAUGAAGUGACCAAAGAAAGUGUAUCAGUUUUCAACAACAUCACAGGCUUCGUUAAACCCCAGCAGAUGGUAGCCUUAAUGGGUGCGACAAGAGCAUGCAAGACAACACUGUUGAAAUGCCUUGCUGGUAGAGUGCCUCUCAUUGGGGAACUCAAAGGCAACUUACACACAAGUGACGUAAGGGCCAGUGCUACAUUCUCCCGGUUAGUAGGAUAUGUUGAACAUGUCGAUGCCCACCAACCAUUCCUUACAGUAAGGGAAUCCCUUCAAUUCAGUGCCGCACUCCGCCUAGGAAAAACAAUAGACUCCUUGAAUUCUCGCGUUCAUGUUGAAUUAGUCCUCAGCCAACUGAAUCUGAUAACCUAUGCCAACCAACUUGUUGGUUCUCUACGUGGCAACACAGGGAAGACUUACGAAAUAGCCAAAAAGAUUACCAUUGCAGUUGAACUGGUAGCAAAUCCAAGCAUUCUUCUUCUUGAAGACCCAAUAUCUGGCCUUGAUAGUGCAGGGAUUUGGAGCAUCCUCAAUAGUCUCUCUAACGUUGCAGAUUCAGGAAGGGUCAUCAUUGCAUCUCUCACACACCCUAAUGCACGCGUUCUGUCAUCCUUUCACAUGGCCCUCGUCCUAACAAGAGAAGGCCAUCAAGCAUACUUUGGUCCUGUCGGGCAUCACUGCCAAGCGUUGCUGGGAUAUUUUAAGUCCAUCCCGAAUGCCCCUCAUUACUCCAGGAGAGUAAGCCCAAUUAGCUUUGUGAUGGAUGCCCUUGGAUUGGGUAUGGAAGAAGCUUCACAAGCUCCUGCAUUAGAUUAUGCACAGAUUUAUCAAUCCAGCUCUUUGCAGGAGAUCAACAACAAUGAAAUCUGCACAAUAAAGACAUCAAUCAAGGGCAGCAAGUUAGAGGAUAUACCUUCAAAUUAUCCUGCUCCAUAUUCAACACAAGCUCUUUUGGUACUUCUGAGAACACAGAGAUUCUUGUGGAGGAAUGUGCAGUAUACGUUUGGUAGACUGACAGGCUGCAUCGUGAUUGGUCUAUUGAUGGGGUCCUUAUACUAUCAAGUAGAAUACAAAGACACCUUUGGAGCUACGUCGCGUUCACUAUACAUAUACAUGCAAGUUAUUCUCAUAGGUGUUAUCUCAGCCAACAACGUGAUUCCCCAGCUCGGAACAGAUAGGUUAGUCUACUUUCGGGAGAAAAGGGCAAGAAUGUACCUUCCAAUAUUCUAUCCAAUAUCAUGGGCAGUGGGGGAGAUUCCAUACUUUCUCAUGGCUACAUUUGCAGUUAUGGGGAUCGGAAAUGGCAUGGCAGGAAUUGCAACUGAUUCCAUGAGGGAGUUCCUCCUAUAUUGGUUAGUGCUCUUCAUAUUCACCCUUUGUGUGACCUACUUCGGGAUGAUGAUCACUUUCCUAGCACCAGCACCAGUUCUUGCAGCAUUUGUGGUGUCAAUUGUGACAUCAAUUUGGGUUUCGGCUUCUGGAGUGGUUGUUUUGUUCUCGGACAUAAGGUUCUAUAAGUGGAUGUACUGGAGCAACCCAUUCCAGUAUGCCAUGAACAUGAUGACCUCUCUCAGUUUCUACUGCAACACAAAGGCUUGCAACACAACAGGCUGCUCCUGUCCCAAAUUCUCAGAUGGGUCUUACGUGUGGGACAGGUUAGCAUCAAUAAGAAGCUUGAGUUAUGAGAGAAUGGAGACAGACUUGUCGAUAUUGGCUGCAAUGUCUCUGCUGUUUGCAAGUCUAGCGUUCAUACUCUUUGUUGUACUAAAGCAUAACUCAUUGCCCCAGUGA